Staurois parvus is the source of this 1651-nucleotide messenger RNA. The record is from the annotation of a GenBank genome assembly. Lineage: Eukaryota; Metazoa; Chordata; Amphibia; Anura; Ranidae.
AUGGAUGCACUGACAGGGAGCGUGUUCUGGAAGGAUUACAUAUUCUCCUGGUUGCCACUCAGUUAUAAUGCGACCUGGCCAGUGCUGCUUUUCUAUACUUUCCUGUUCUUAGGGCUAUACUGGCUGAUGAGUUCUCUAUGGGCCUAUUUCCAGAUUAUCACCAGGAACACACCACCUGGCCCCACUCCGAUGCCCUUCAUGGGGAACUUUGGCUUUAUGAUGAUGCCUGGGUGGCUUCUCCAGCUCCUGCAAUAUGGCAUGGACAAUAGUAGUCUCAGAAAGGCACCUGCAGGGGCCACCAGAAGAGGGGCUUUCCUAUAUCCACACAUUGUACUCACUAAUAUGGUAAAACUCUACGGCAAGAUCUAUGGCUUGUACAUUGGCACGCGUCUCAUUGUCAUCCUCAAUGACUUCGACACUGUGAAAGAUGCCAUGGUCAAUCACUCUGAAGUGUUUUCUGAUCGACCCAGUGUGCCACUGGUCAACAUCAUCACCAAGAGGAAAGGUAUUGUGUUUGCAUCUUAUGGCCCCAUAUGGAGACAGCAAAGACGAUUUUCUCAUUCAACUUUGAGGCACUUUGGGCUGGGAAAACAAAGUCUGGAACCCAUAAUCAUUGAAGAAUUCAAAUAUGUGAAGGAAGAAAUGUUGAAAUUUGGUGAUAAAAGCUUCAGUCCAUUUCAAAUUAUCAAUAAUGCUGUUUCCAAUGUUAUCUGUUCUAUCAGUUUUGGUAAACGUUUCAACUAUGAGGAUAAAGAGUUUAAGACCAUGUUGAAUCUCAUGUCACGUGGCCUUGAAAUCAGUUUAAACAGUGAAGUUGUCUUGGCUAAUGUGUUCUCUUGGAUGUACUACCUACCUUUUGGACCCUUCAGGGAGCUCAGACAAAUUGUGAUAGAUAUCACAGCCUUUCUGAAAAGGAUAAUUGAAGAACAUAAGGUUUCCUUAGAUCCUGAGAAUCCCCGAGAUUUCAUUGAUAUGUAUCUUCUUCAUAUAGAUGAAGAGAAGAGGACUCAGCUUGAGACCAGCUUUGACACAGAAUAUUUGUUCUACAUUGUUGGUGAUCUGUUCAUUGCUGGAACCGAUACCACCACAAAUACAUUACUGUGGUCUAUCUUAUAUAUGUGUCAGCAUCCAGAUAAGCAAGAAAAAGUCCAGGCUGAAAUUGAUGCAGUUAUAGGACAAGACCGGCCUCCAUCACUUACUGACAAGAUUUCAAUGCCGUUCACAGAAGCCACUAUUAUGGAAAUACAGAGGAUGACUGUGGUUGUCCCUUUGUCUGUACCACACAUGGCUUCUGAAAAUGCAGUGUUCCAAGGCUACACCAUUCCUAAAGGCAGUGUGGUUCUGGCCAAUCUCUGGGCUGUACACCGAGAUCCAAAGGUCUGGGAAAAGCCAAAUGAUUUCAACCCAAGCAGAUUUUUAGAUGAGCAUGGACAAAUUCUUAAGAAGGAAGCCUUUAUUCCUUUUGGCAUUGGUCGAAGGGUCUGCAUGGGGGGAACAACUGGCCAAGAUGGAGCUCUUUCUUAUGUUUGUCAGUCUUCUGCAGUCUUUCAGUUUUUCAUUCGCUAAUGACACGUUUAAGCCUAUGAUGGAAGGACGGUUUGGCCUAACACUUGCUCCUUUCCCAUUUGACAUAAAGAUACAAAAAAGAUAA